Ziziphus jujuba (common jujube) is the source of this 1217-nucleotide messenger RNA. Its product is annotated as probable xyloglucan endotransglucosylase/hydrolase protein 23. NCBI's taxonomy places the organism in Eukaryota, Viridiplantae, Streptophyta, Magnoliopsida, Rosales, Rhamnaceae. Bases 76 to 966 code for a protein of 296 amino acids. The transcript has 3 exons. Gene Ontology annotation, molecular function: hydrolase activity, hydrolyzing O-glycosyl compounds; xyloglucan:xyloglucosyl transferase activity. Gene Ontology annotation, biological process: xyloglucan metabolic process; cell wall biogenesis. The record is from RefSeq and is a predicted model, not a curated record. Gene Ontology annotation, cellular component: cell wall; apoplast.
CCAUUUCUUCAUCAAAUAACAUCAAAUAAGCUUUCAUCACUUUACGUGUCCAAAAUUUCUCAAAACUACAACACCAUGGCUACUCCAUAUCUUUUUUCACACUCUCUACCAUUUAUUCUUCUUCUUCCUCUGCUUUGCUCUUUCAUGGUUACGGUCUUUGCCGCUAACUUCUACCAAGACUUUGAUAUAACUUGGGGUGAUGGUCGUGGUAAGAUUCUAAAUAAUGGCCAGCUUCUUACUCUUACCCUCGACAAAGCCUCUGGCUCUGGUUUCCAAUCCCAGAAUCACUACCUCUUUGGAAAGAUUGAUAUGCAAAUCAAACUUGUUCCCGGUAACUCAGCCGGCACAGUCACUGCCUAUUAUUUACGCUCAGAAGGUUCAUCUUGGGAUGAAUUAGACUUUGAAUUCUUGGGAAACUUAAGUGGUGAUCCAUAUAUAGUUCAUACCAACGUUUACACACAAGGGAAAGGAGACAGAGAGCAACAAUUCUAUCUCUGGUUCGACCCAACUGCUGAUUUCCAUACAUACUCUGUUCUCUGGAAUCCCCAACACACUGUUUUCUAUGUUGAUGGGACUCCACUUAGAGAGUUCAAGAACUUAGAAUCAAUUGGGGUGAAGUAUCCCAAGAAUCAGCCAAUGAAGAUAUCUUCUAGUCUCUGGAAUGCUGAUGACUGGGCUACAAGAGGUGGUCUUAUCAAGACUGAUUGGAGCAAAGCUCCUUUUACUGCUUCGUACAGGAACUUCAAUGAUGAUCAAGCUUGUAUUUGGUCAUCUGGGUCUUCUUCUUGCAACUCAAAAUCAAAGUCCAAUGGUACAAGUUUUUUGCUCUCUCAGGAAUUGGAUUCCAGUAGCCAACAGAGGCUUCAAUGGGUGCAGAAAAACUACAUGAUUUACAAUUAUUGCACGGAUACUAAACGAUUCCCACAGGGUCUUCCUCCUGAAUGCACUGUUGUGAAGAAAUCCUAGGUGGUGUGAAAUCUUUGAUCCUUUGUGCAUGCCUUAAGCUAAUUAGUUCCCAUCAUAUGUGAAGGACUUUUAUUAAAGUAGGAGAUAUAAUUCGUUAAUUUGUUUUCUUAAUUUGGAUGUUACCCCCCAAAAAAAAAAAAAAAAGAAAAAAAAAAAUAGUUGUUUGUGUAAUAUAAUAUCGCUCUCAUCUUGUAAUAUAUUGUAUAAUAAGGUAUAAGUUCAUGUCAAAAGGUUUCUAUUUGGCUUUUCAA